ACAAUCCAUCCUCACAUUUUACUACUACCUCCCUCCAAUCUCUUAUUCUCCCUUAAACCCUUGCUCCUCCUCAAAGAAAUUCCGAACCACCACAGCAAGCUAGCAGCCGCCAGACCGGCCACCCACCUGCGUCCAGCCGGCCGCCAGUCUGCCCUGCUACUAGCAGGCUGCCGGUAGCAGCCCACCCCCGCGCGCGCCUCCCUUCUCUUCUCCUCUAUUUUUGUACCCGGUUCAUAAGAGGGGCGUAAGAACUUCUUUCAAAGUGAUUGUUGCGACUUGUUAUCUUGCAGUUGCUGGUUCUUUCUCAAAUCGUUCUCUCAAAAGACUAGAAUCUAAAGGAUGCAACAUCAGAGCAAAAAUGGCAAUCCACCAAAUCUUUCCCGCACAUUCAAGUAUCUUAUGGCAACACAGUUCUUGGCGAGGGGCAUACCUUUUAUCUUCAAUACGUGGAUAGUGAGACAUCUUUCCGCUUAUGAUUAUGCUCUUUAUGCAGUUCAAUUUCAUCUGUUCGUGACUUGUAUAUUGUUUUUAAGUCGAGAAGGGUUUCGGCGAGCAUGCAUGCGAGCUGAAAUCAAGAGCGAUGACAGUUCUAUGGAGGACUAUGCUGCGAAGGUUUUGAAAGUAGCAUGGCUCUCUUUUCCUCUUGGAAUAAUUGUCAUAGUGAUAUCAUGUGCAUUCAUAUUUUGGUGGCAAGAACUCAGCUAUUCCAGCCCCUAUGGGCAAGCUAUAUUAUUAAAUGGUUUUGCAUGCUCAUUAGAACUUCUGGCCGAACCUUUUUAUAUUCUUGCUCAAUAUAUGUUUUGUCUCAAACUGCGGAUGGUGGUUGAAAGUGCUGCAACGCUUGCUCGUUGUGUGACAAGUUAUGUCCUAAUUGUUCGAAAAAUUGACAUGGAAAAGGCAAUCGUGUUUGCUUUAUCACAAGUAUCUUACGGAGGUUGCAUAUUCCUAGGUUAUUGGGGCUACUUUGUCUUUUUUCAUAGAUUACAACGUUCAAAGCUUUUUCCUUUUAGAGUUUGUGACAUGUUGAACUAUGAUAAGCCUUUGUUCAAGAUGUGUACACUGUUUACCCUUCAAUCAUUUCGUAAAUUGAUUCUUCAAGAAGGAGAAAAAUUGGUUCUUGUGUGGUUCGAUACACCAUUUAACCAAGCUGUAUAUGGAUUGAUCGACAAAUUAGGGAGCUUAGUGGUGAGAAUGGUAUUUCUUCCUUUUGAAGAAAGUUCAUAUGCCAUAUUUGCAAGGUCUGCAUCAGAACAAUCCAAAGAUCGAAGGAAUGAUCUAGGACAGCGCCUAUCAGAAGCCCUCAAGCUUGUAUUGUUAAUUGGUCUUGUGGUUAUGGCUUUUGGACCAAGUUAUUCUUAUUCUCUAAUUAGAUUGCUGUAUGGUCAAAAAUGGAGCGAUGGAGAAGCCUCAACUGCUCUCAGAUAUUAUUGCCUGUACGUUUUGGCGCUGGCCAUGAAUGGAACAUCAGAAGCUUUCCUGCAUGCUGUGGCUGAUGAGACACAACUGAAGCGCUCAAAUGAUUCGUUGCUUGUGUUUUCAUUGAUCUAUAUUCUCCUGAAUGUCAUGCUCGUACGGUCAGCUGGUGCAAUUGGUUUAAUCAUAGCUAAUUUCACAAAUAUGGCACUUAGGAUAGUAUAUUCUGCUAUUUUUAUCAAACGUUACUUUCAGGGUUCCUCGUCAUUUUCAUUUCGCAGCUGUUUGCCGUCUGGUUGGACAGUGCUUAUAUUUUCUGGACUGAUCACUCUCUUAUCUGAGAAAAUGCUUCUGAACAAAGAAAAUUUUUGGAAUUCGUUUCUGCUCCACUUUUCUGUUGGGUUCAUCUGUUUUUGUAUUUCAGCUUCUGUCAUUUAUUAUCGUGAGAAAGACUUCAUCAACAGAUUGAUCCGCAUUCGCCAUCAUGUCGACUAGAUGGUUGUAGUACUUGUUUGUAAUCUUAAUGGAUGGGUUUUUCGUUAGUGCAAGGGAAUUUGAGUACCUUUCGAGCUAUCCAACACUCGCAGUUUUUUUGAAUCUAUUUUCCAAGGGGGAGUUGCUGUCUAUCAAGUAGCAUAUUCUUGUCCCAGGGUAAUUUUUGCUUGAUCUCCAAUAUUUUUAAUUUUUGAUCUCUGAAUCGCAAACUUUACCUCAUUUGAUUUUGGAUUGCAUGUUAGUUUUCUGCAGUAAUUGCUGUCUAUAAAGGCAUCAGAUAAAUAAAGGCAACAAGGCUAAAGUUAUCAUUCAUUAAGCAUUUGAUGUUAGUUUUUCAUUUGAUUUUCUCGUUGUUGGUUAUAUUCAAUGGUCAAAUAUUAUCAGCUUUGUUCAACCAUGUUACUCGUUAAGUGUCCAAGUGUUCCAAGUGCAUGAAAGUAAAUUUUUUCACUCUUCAACUUUGAUUCUUUGAUCCCUGAAUUACACAAGUUUCUUGAUUUGUAUUCAUUGUCAAGAUCUAUCUUGCAAGUUCAUGAACUUUCUCAUGUGAUUUCCCCAAUGGUGAGUCAUAUAAUGGUCAACUAUUAACAGUUUCUUUCCGCUAAUAUUGCUCAGACUCUGCCUAUUUGUUGGGAUUUUGGGGGUAAAAGUAAUCCCUCACUGGCAAGAGGGAGAGGGGUAAUUGAUUUUACGAUAGGUGGUGAGAAUUACCCUAUCACAAGGGAUAAGGGUGGAAGAGAAAGUCUUCAUUACUAGACCAACCUAUGAUUCUCUUGCUUAGUUAUCUACUCGGAAUGAAAUAAUGAAGUGUCAAUACUCAAUACUCAUGUUGCAGUGGUGAGAUUGUCACAUUGCUACAUGAGGUGAAAUGGAUAGUUAGAGUAACAAACCCUUCUGCUCGACCGUGUGGAUUUUGUAAACAAUAAAUUGUUAGUUUUCUUCCUUUACCUCAUUUGGAUUGCAUGAAGUGAGAAUCAAGCUGGAUUUUGGAAUGCCUUGCUGUGGCAAAUAUGGAUUAGUCAUCAUCAUCCCAAUGAGUUCCGCCCAAGGCAGGGUCGUGGGAGGGUGGAAAAGAAGCAGACCAACUAAAGCAUAGUCUUGGUGCAUCGGCUAGAUAUUUCUCGCUUGAAAGUAUUCUUCUUCAUUGAGCAUUAAACCAUCUAAUGAUGUGCAAUAAUAUGAUUUCUGCCUCACCCAACAAAAAAGCUGGUAUUUCAUAUAUGUGGCUAUUUUGUACCUUUCUUCAUCCCCUUUUUUUUGUUCGGCAUUUCAAGGACUGAAAAUUAACGAGUUGAAUUAUACAGCUUGCUACCUAGCGGUGGAAAAUUGUGUUGUCGUUGGCUCGUUGCUGCUCAAUCAUGAUGAACUUGCUCUUGGAGAAGGAUAAAUGCAGCAGUGGCAUAGCGUUCUAGUUCUACCGAACUUGUGCUAUCCCAUUAGAUUACCAGCUGAUAGAAAUUUACAAGUCGACCUAGAUGAGUUCUUUACACCAACGUUAGCACUCGGAAUGAUUCAACGGUUUUAUGUACACGUAAUAACUUUAUCAGUGAACCUGUUCUCCCAAGCCAACAAGUCAUGUUUGCCUUUGGAUUGCAAAAUCUUUGUUUUUGCUCCUUUGUCCCAAUAUUUGUCUUCAGUUGAUAAAUAUCUAUACAUUUAGAUAAGUUUUUCUCAUUUCAUCAUUUUCUUAAUGCAAGAUAACACUCUUUCUUUUUCUUAACUUUUUCCUUGCCUUAUUAAAGGUAAAUGGCACUCCCAAUAUCCCGCACCAGGCAGGAUCCGAAUGAAAAAAUUUUUUCCUUUAAUGAUGCAGACAAACCAUAUAUGUUCCCCAUAAUUUUACCAUAUUGUAUCCUUCUUUACCAUGCCCCUUAAAUUUUCUCAAAACUUACUUUUUCUUAACACUCCUAUGAUCCCAUCAUUGUUCCUCCACAUCUCUAAUACAUUUUAGAUGUUCAUUCAUCCAUUGUAACACUAAUUCCGUUUGGUUUCUAUUUUGUCUGAAUUCCCUACUAUUGUUUUCGCUCUAUCUUCACCUCUUUUUGUCUCAACCUAGGUUGAGAAAAAAUAGGAGCUAAUUUAGGGUUGAAAUCUUGAGACACUGAUAGCUUUAAUGAGCAGAUAUUUAGAGUUGAUGGACAUCAUGAAAAAAAGAAAUUAACAUUCCCGCUUAUUUGACACCACAUUUAGACAAUGUGGCUAGAAAGUGUAGAACGUCACUGAGUAUGGUAGGCGUAAUACAAGAAUUGAUUUUUUGUUCAUGAUCAUGGUAAGUGACUAGGUUUUACCAAGCUAGUUGUCACAAAUCCACGGUCGUCGAUUAACAAGGGCAAAGCGCGCCAACGCCCAAGACCCCGAGUUUUUUAGGGUCCAAAAAAAUUAUUUUUAUGUAUAUAAGUGAUAUUAAUUUUGAUUAAAUUUAGAUAUAACUUACAUUUUUUGUUAAGUAAUAUAAGAUCUUAAGUAGUUUACAUAUCAACAAUAAAAACAAAAGGUGUAUUAUAUUAAUUAUUCCUUAAUCUAGAUAUGAGACCAACAAUGAACGACAAACACUUACGAGUGAAGAUUUCACUUAUAUUUUGUUUGUAUGUCUCAACUUUGCUCUUUAAUUUAAAAUUUUGACUUCGCCAUUCGUAUAUUUCUUGUGGUGAGAGGAGACAUGGACAUGUAUGAGGCAAUUAUGACUUAUGAUUUAUGAGAGGGUGAAGACAAAUAGGGAAAUGUAUGUGUAAUGCGGAGUGAUGCAAACAAAAAAAGCCCUUGUGUUUAAGAAAAGAUGUGCACUACUCCAUAUAAUUAAGAUAGCUACUCAACUAAUGACAAUACAUAAUUUUUUGUUUUUCCAC
Molecule: messenger RNA, 4754 nt
Organism: Amaranthus tricolor (Joseph's coat)
Lineage: Eukaryota; Viridiplantae; Streptophyta; Magnoliopsida; Caryophyllales; Amaranthaceae
Exons: 17
Coding region: 340-1908 (522 amino acids)
Biological process (GO): glycolipid translocation; dolichol-linked oligosaccharide biosynthetic process
Cellular component (GO): endoplasmic reticulum membrane
Source: RefSeq, a predicted model, not a curated record